Molecule: messenger RNA, 2190 nt
Organism: Paramecium tetraurelia
Lineage: Eukaryota; Ciliophora; Oligohymenophorea; Peniculida; Parameciidae
Exons: 8
Biological process (GO): ERAD pathway
Cellular component (GO): endoplasmic reticulum membrane
Molecular function (GO): protein binding
Source: RefSeq, a predicted model, not a curated record
AUGAAUUAAUAACAAUUUAUUCAUUCCUCUCGCAUAUCAACGGAGAUUGGGGAUGAGAAAAUGCUUCUGCAUAAAGACAAAUUGCUGCAAAAGAUUAUAGAGCAAGUGCAACUGUUAAUGUCGAACUCAAACUAGCAGCCAAUUGAGGGAGAUUAGCAAUUCUACGAUGGGUUCAAAUACGUGAUUGCUCAUUAAUAGAUAUCUGACAUGAAGUCGUAGGUCUCAAUGAGUUCCAAUAUUGAUUAACCUAGAAAAGCAUUUUCUAAUUAGGUUUUCACUAAAAUGUCUCAAAUACUGAAAAGUUACAGCACACAGUAAUACAAGGUUAGUAUUAAAAUCAAUUAACAAUUGCACUAUUUAGCAAGGGAUACGAUACGUACAAUUUAAGAGGCAUUUGAGGCUUGUUAGUAGGUUGAUAAAGUCUAAUUAUGCGGCAAAGAUGCCUCUUUCAAACAAUACGAUAAAUAUAUCAGAUAAUUGGAUUAAUUGGGUUUCUUUUGGGAAUAAUUACCUACUCUAGAAAAUAGAACUAUAACUAUAAAUAAGGAAACUAUAUCUUCUGAAAUUUCAUAGUUUUUGGAUCAAUGGGUGGAAACUUUGAUCCAGAGGUUUGAUUUUAAAUAGACCUCGCAAAGGCUCUAGCAAAAAUACUAAGCUGCUUCUAUUUAAUCUUCAAAGGCCUAACCUCAAGUUGAUCAUAGAUUAAGAAAUGCACACGAAUUAUUUGCAGGACUUGGCAGAGAGAAGGACUAGAUAGCAGCUCUGUAAUUGUACACCAAAUUAGCAGAGGAAAAUAAUGCAACAGCAUAAGCAAUAAUGGGAUAAAUUUGUUUAGAAGGAAUUACAGGUCCAAAAGAUUAUGAUUAAGCUUUCAGUUACUUUAAAAAGAGUGCAGAUUAAAGGAACACAUUCAGUUUGUAUCACACAUCGAAAUUGGUUUUGGAAGGAAGAGUAUUUGAUAAGUUCUCUGAUAAGGAAAGCAAUCACACUAUAGCCAGCAGUGAUGCAUAUAAUCGGAAUUAUGAUUGCAAUUUUGCCUUGACUCUCCUUAAAAGAGCUGCAGAAUUAGAUCACUUGGAAUCCAUGAUCUAUUUGGGAGAUCUUUACAGCAAUGGACUUCAAUUAUAGGAUUAUACCUUAGAGAAAGAUUACUCAAAUGCUGAAUUCUAUUACAAGUAGGCCAAAAAUAAGAAUUCUACAAAAGCCAUGCACAAAUUGGCUCUUCUUUAUCAAACCAUGUGCAAAUAACCACUAUACAAAAAUAGAAGCUAAUUGAUCUAGCCACUUUUGAAUUAGGCCAAAAAUCAAGAUUAUUUACCUGCCUUUUAUGAUUUAGGUUUGCUUCUGUAAUAGGGAUUACAAGAUGAGGUUGAAUCGAAUUAAGUGAUGGCUGAUUUGAUUUUUGAAUAGGGAUGUUUGAAGGGGGAUCUAAAAUGUGCUUAGAAGUUACUCAGUUUGAGAUUUUAAGCUUUAACUAAAGUUGAAGUGGCGAUUGAUGAUUUCCUCUCCUUGCUUGAUCAAAUUGAGGAAAAUAAUAAGGAUUGGACCAUUACCUAUUACAUGAGAGGAAAGGUUUACGAAAAGGGAGUUCAAGUGGAGAAAAACUUAAAGAAGGCUCAUGAAUAAUACAGAUUAGGUUACAUGAAGGGAUGCUAAAGAUGCAGAGUUCAAUUAGAGAAAUAUUAAAGGGAUACUAUUCCAACAGACAACAAUCCUACCAAUUCUUAGCAAUCUUCCUUAAAUCAAAGACAAACCAUUAAUGGAUUCAUAGAGCAAGUUAGACAAUCUGAAUGGAGAAAACCAUUUUAAAAGUAGAGGCAAUUCUCUAUUGGCAAUGUCUAAUAAAUCUUUAGCCUUGGCGAUAAUGAUGUUUAGUCUACAAUUCAAGAUCGAUAUACAAGAUUGACUGUUAGUAUUACUAGACCAAAGAAUCAAACCGACGAUAGAAAGAGGGGAGUAUCGGCUUCUGAAUUGCCACUGUAAGAUAUGGGGAGAAGCAUUCUCUUAUCAUAAAUGAAAUCUCCCGAAAAACCUCAUUAACAUUCUUAGUUUUGGUCUCCAAGAUUGGCAUCUUAGUAAUCUUAGGCUGGAUCACAAAUUACGAAUUCGACUACCAAAAAAAGAUUCAAUCUCAACAAAAUUCGAUAAAGCAACUUCCCAAGCAAUCAAUUUGAAAAUGUAGUUAAAUGA